Messenger RNA from Sinocyclocheilus grahami, 1531 nucleotides. RefSeq names its product YKT6 v-SNARE homolog (S. cerevisiae) (gene ykt6). The transcript has 5 exons. Gene Ontology annotation, molecular function: SNAP receptor activity. NCBI's taxonomy places the organism in Eukaryota, Metazoa, Chordata, Actinopteri, Cypriniformes, Cyprinidae. The record is from RefSeq and is a predicted model, not a curated record. The coding region runs from base 1 to 471 and encodes 156 amino acids. Gene Ontology annotation, cellular component: Golgi apparatus. Gene Ontology annotation, biological process: endoplasmic reticulum to Golgi vesicle-mediated transport.
AUGCGCAUGCUGAAGCUGCGAAUGGAGAGGAUGAGAGGCAGCGCGACCACAACAACAACUACGACAACCACACUUCCACCCACCACAACAGCAACCUCAACUACAGACCCCUGGUUUGACCUGUGGUUUGAACUGGACAAUGCAACCACUCAGGACUAUAACUUUGAGUACAGAAUAGAUUUACGCCGAAUUGCCGUAGACUGGCCUUCUGGUUCUCCGGCGACCAUUCAGUACACAGCACUGGACAGCCAUCUGGCCAGAUACCAGAAUCCACGGGAGGCUGACGCUAUGACCAAAGUGCAAGCAGAACUGGAUGAAACCAAAAUUAUUUUGCACAACACAAUGGAGUCGCUGCUGGAGAGAGGAGAGAAGCUGGAUGAUUUAGUUCAGAAAUCUGAGCAUCUGGGAAACCAAUCAAAAGCCUUUUAUAAAACGGCACGCAAGCAGAACUCGUGCUGCGAGAUCAUGUGAUCGCGAGGAAGUCUUUGAUUGGACUGGACUCUUCGAUCACCUCUCCUCUCUGGUUUUCAAUUUUUUUCCCUCUCUUUCUCUCUGUCCUGGUGUGGGCUGGUGCUUUUAUCAAGCAGCAGUCAUAGCGAAUGCACGAGAGGGCCGAUCCGACGGUAUACAAUAACGGGCUCAGAGGGGGCUGAUUUCCCAUGAUGCACCACACUUACUCUGCCAUCGGUUUUCAUGUUGUGUGAGAACUUUGUUUUCUUCUUGACGGUUCCUCAGGGUCUGGCACAAGCUCAAAACGGAUCCGGAUAAAAGCAUGGAGGGGCUCGAGUCAAACGUCCCCGCUGUGCCUUACUGUAGACGCAGGAGUGUUGUUAUCAAACUGUUGAAUUAGCCUUAUCAACGGAGGACGUGCGAGUGAAAAUGCUGCAAUCUCUAUAUUUAGACUCAAUAUUCGGCUUUGGCAGUUUUGAAGCGCCUUGUAAAGUGAACAUGUAGCGUGAAUUUUUUUAAAAUGUGAAAACAGUAAAUAAUGUGUUAAUUAUUGAUGUUCAUAACGUUCGGAUCCUCAAUAUUGUGUGUAAGUGACUGACCAAAUUAAAUGUUUGUGUACAAUUCUAAUGCUUUUGUCUCUUGAAAAUGUAAAUAAAUUACUGAAUGGUAUUGGCAUUGGUUCCCUGCAUCAUGAGUUAUUGCAAUUUGGUUUUUUAUACUUGAGAAACAUUCCUACAAUAUGUUCAGUUGGUGGUUGAUAACGAACAUGUGUUGUGAUGUUAGAGAGUAAUAAUAAAUAAUAAAGCCUCAAAGUGUGGUUUAGUGUGAAAUCAGCCCCCUUAAUCCUCGUGCAAUGGUUGUGAGUGUAAAUCACGUGUUAGUGAUUGUGUUUGAUCACAUGACUCUCGCUGGACCUCUCAAAUGCUGUAUCCGAUCUAAUGAUGCUUUGCUGUUAACAGCCUGAAGGCUUGACUCGUGAGUCCUGGUUUCAAGUUCAUGUGCUUUUUCUCUUUCUGUAAAGCUUAAAUCUACAUGCACGAAAGGUUGGGUAAAGCCAGCAGUAUCUGGGUGAACCAGUCAA